AUGUUAAUAAACGGCCACAAAUACUCCUGCGAAGCCUGCAUCCGCGGCCACCGCGUGACAACCUGCAAACACCACGACCGCCCCCUGACAAAAAUAAAUCGCAAAGGCCGCCCAUUUUCAACAUGCGGCAUCUGCCACCGCACCCCCUGCGCGGUCCCCGAUGAACACGCCAGACUGAGGAGGGAGGUUGAGAGUAAAUCGCAUCAUCAUAAGAAACCGAAUGGGAGGUAUGCGAGGCCGUUUCAGGGGUUUUUGCCGAUUGCCCCGAGGCCGAUGGGUGUGAAGUCGGGGUUGUCAAUUGCGAUGCAGACGCAGUCUGCUCCGGUUUCUGUUGCUGGGAGGAGUCCUGAGGGACGGUCGUUGGAUGUGCAUGCCGAGCCGGAGUCGAAAUUUACGAUUGGAACUAGCGGAUCGCAGACGAUGCCGACGACGAUAUCUGGAGUUGAUAUUCCCUCUGCGUCGGUGCCGAGCCUGAGUGGAUCGCUUCCGUCGACUUCUUCGAUAGCAUCGAGUGCUUCGUCGAGUGCUUCAUCAUCGGAUCUCCUGCCAAUGCCACCGUUAGACCUUCCUCUUGAUUUGGAAUUAGAAUUGCCGUUACCCAUUCUGGAGAGUAAUUGGGAUAAUCUGGAUACGGGCGGGAAGAACACUGAUAAUGGGUUGGGUAUGUGGCCGCUGGAUCAGAGCGGGUUCUGCGGUCUGGAUGAUAUGUCUGCUUUUCCUGGACAGAAUACGCAGUUCUGGGUUGGAGAACUAUAA
This is a messenger RNA of Aspergillus chevalieri, 756 nucleotides long. Its product is annotated as putative Cu-dependent DNA-binding protein. Lineage: Eukaryota; Fungi; Ascomycota; Eurotiomycetes; Eurotiales; Aspergillaceae. Gene Ontology annotation, molecular function: copper ion binding; RNA polymerase II cis-regulatory region sequence-specific DNA binding; DNA-binding transcription factor activity, RNA polymerase II-specific. The record is from RefSeq and is a predicted model, not a curated record. The transcript has 3 exons. Gene Ontology annotation, cellular component: nucleus. The coding region runs from base 1 to 756 and encodes 251 amino acids. Gene Ontology annotation, biological process: intracellular copper ion homeostasis; intracellular iron ion homeostasis; positive regulation of transcription by RNA polymerase II.